Pleurotus ostreatus (oyster mushroom) is the source of this 1380-nucleotide messenger RNA. RefSeq lists its product as uncharacterized. Lineage: Eukaryota; Fungi; Basidiomycota; Agaricomycetes; Agaricales; Pleurotaceae. The transcript is spliced from 3 exons. Gene Ontology annotation, cellular component: Golgi membrane. The record is from RefSeq and is a predicted model, not a curated record. The coding region runs from base 1 to 1380 and encodes 459 amino acids. Gene Ontology annotation, biological process: mitotic spindle elongation; vesicle-mediated transport.
AUGCCUCCUCAUCGCGCUCAACAGCGACCACCCUCCCUCGGCCUCAUCUCCUCCGCGUCCCCAGCCCGCCCCGUCUCGACGUCCCCCCUGCCCUCACAUCGUCACUCACAGUCUCCCUUCAGAUACGUCCAUCUUCAGCCAGCGCUGGAUGAGAAAUCCCGACACAGAGAUGCUGAUGCUCAGCUAUCAACCUUGCCCGCUUUCCGCCACCCGCUCUCGAUCUCGCAAUCGCCGACGCUUCCUCAUUCGGCAGGCCCGACGGCCGCCCAUGGCCCGCAGGCAGCCCCAGCAUCCCCCGCAACCUUAUAUCCUGCUUCUCCGAGUUACCAGCAGCGUGUUCCUUCGUCAAUGUUGCACCAGAGUGCUCCGCUACGUAUGCCAUAUCACCAGCGCUAUCCAAAUCCAGUGCUAUCGCAACCAUCACCACCAUCAUUUUAUACUCGCCCUCGCUCUCUGAGAGUGGCUAAUUUAAUCAGACCUUGGCUUCCUCUGAUCCUGUAUGGUAUGACGAGUCUCGUAUUCGUAGUCGCAAUUGCUUUCUAUAGGACCGAGCUCUUCACACUCCUCGACGAUCUGGCUGUCUGGCUACGCGCGGACAAGCAGUUUGGCCAUGCCGUUCUUUUCAGUUUAAUCUUUCUCACCACGAUCCCUCCAAUUCCAUUGUACUCUACGCUCAUUAUCUUAUCUGGCUAUACGUUCGGUCCCUGGACCGGCGCUAUAAUCUCCUACACUGCUGCUCUCGCGGGAGCAAUUACUGUAUUCAUAAUAUCUCGCACCCUUCUUCGAGACACGAUCUCCCGCUGGCUCGCAUCGACAACGACGAUCAAACGUGUCGUCCGCGCCAUAGAGAAGAGGCCUAAAUUACUAUUCCUCAUCCGGCUCGCACCGUAUCCGUACAAUGUCAUGAAUUGUCUCCUAGCAGCCUCACCCUCGCUUACAUUACGCACCUACACGAUCUGCACCGCACUUUCCUUGUUUAAAGUCAUCAUCCACACCGGCGUUGGUGCGUCGAUCCACUCGUUCAGAGACUACCAUGUGGUGGAUCCUGAUGCCUCGGGGAACGGGCAGACGCCUAUUAAUGGAGAGCAGGAGGAGAGCAGCGCGGAUACGGUUGCUCGAACAUGGACCAUCAUCGGCGUUGGCCUCUGCGUUGCCAUCCUCGUCUAUCUCUCCAUUGUUGCACGCAAGGCAGUAGACGACGAGCUUGAAGAAGAGCAGUACGGCGACAGCGAAGAGAGACUUGCAUUUCUCUCUUCGAGCAGCAUCUCGCACGACUCUGACCUGGAAGUGGGGGCGUCUGAACGGGCAAUGACGGAGACCAGUAUCAGUAACGGAGGACAGGUAUUCCUACUAACUCAACCGCGUCAACAGACUUUGUGA